Messenger RNA from Plutella xylostella (diamondback moth), 3643 nucleotides. RefSeq names its product Heterogeneous nuclear ribonucleoprotein at 27C (gene Hrb27C). Gene Ontology annotation, cellular component: cytoplasm. Gene Ontology annotation, molecular function: mRNA binding. Gene Ontology annotation, biological process: regulation of translation. NCBI's taxonomy places the organism in Eukaryota, Metazoa, Arthropoda, Insecta, Lepidoptera, Plutellidae. The record is from RefSeq and is a predicted model, not a curated record.
UUCCAUGACUUUUUUCGAGCAAGCGGAAAUGGUUGGUCCGCCAUAAUCGUGUGGGUCUGUGCUUGUGUGGUUUUGGGUGUCUUACCGGUGCCAACCAUUAUUUUUAAUUAGUAGUAAGUUAUGCGUAUGAAUCCAGACAUGGACGAUGACGAGAAGGGAAAACUGUUCGUGGGCGGGCUAUCAUGGGAGACGUCCCAGGAGAACCUGCAGCGGUACUUCUCCCGCUACGGCGACGUGAUCGACUGCGUCGUGAUGAAGAACAGCGAGUCGGGCCGCUCCAGGGGCUUCGGCUUUGUGACCUUCGCCGAGCCCUCAUUGGUCAACGUGGUGCUGCAGAACGGGCCGCAUCAGCUCGACGGCAGGACGAUCGACCCCAAGCCGUGUCACCCGCGCACGAGCCAUCACGAUGACAAUGCUGCAGGAACCAUCGAUCCGAAGCCGUGCAACCCGCGCACCCUUCAGAAGCCGAAGCGAGGAGGGGGGUACCCUAAGGUGUUCCUUGGUGGUCUCCCGUCCAACAUUACGGAGACUGACCUGCGCGUUUUCUUCGGCCGCUACGGCAAAGUGAUGGAGGUCGUCAUCAUGUACGACCAGGAGAAGAAGAAGUCUAGGGGUUUCGGAUUCCUGUCCUUCGAAGAAGAGAUUUCCGUCGAGCGUGUGACCCAGGAGCACUUCAUCAACCUCAACGGGAAACAGGUGGAGAUCAAGCGCGCCGAGCCGCGCGACGGGUCCGGCAAGCUGGGCUCGGGCGGCGGCGGCAUGGGGGGCGGCAUGGGCGGCGGCCCGGGCGACGGCUCCGGCGGCGGCGGCGGCCAGUGGGGCCCGCCCACCCCGGCGCCCAUGUCCAUGAUCCAGGGCCACAACGGACAGAUGGGCGGCCCGCCGAUCAACAUGCCGAUGGCUGGACCCAACAUCAUGCAGGGAUACCAGGGCUGGGGCACUUCCCCCGGCCAGACGUCGUACGCCGGCUACGGAGCGGCGGGCGGCGGCGCCGGCCCCGGCAGCUACCAGGGCUGGGGCGCCCCGCCCGCGCCCACCGCGCCCCCGCACGCGCCCGCCUGGCCCGCCACCAACAACUACACGCAGCACACGCAGCCGCCGGCCCAGGGAUACGGCAGCUACGCUAACUACAGCUCAGCGCCGGCUGGCGCGUCCGCCGGUGGCACUUGGAACAACUGGAAUAUGCCGCAGAACUCGAACUCGACCGGUUCUGGCUCGUACGUGCCUCUCUCUGAAGGCGGCGAGAUGUACGGUCGCGGCGGCGGCGGCGCGGGCGGUGCCGGCGGGGCCCCGGGCGCCCUCGCCACGGCUCUGUCGGCCGGCGCGGCGCUGUCCAAGUCGUCGUCCGCCGACUACUCGACGUACCAGCAGUACCCGCCGGCGUACCAGCAGGACCAGGGCUCAUCGUACGGCGGCGGCGCUACCAGGGCUGCAUACAGCGGCGGCGAGUUCCACGCGACGGCCGGCGCGGCGCAGCCUCCAGAGGGCGACGGCGUGUGCAGCGCGACUGGCAGUCCCAAGUUCGUGAGCAUGCCGCAAAACAUGCUCGAAGCGAUCGGCACGCCACCCCAGCAGGUUCAAAUGAUGUACUGCAGUGGAAUGGUGUCUCCGCAACCGUCCUUCUGUAACGCAUCAGACGUAUCCCCUACGGCAUCAGGUGAUGAUUACGAAUACACGGGCGGCUCGGGCGACGGCUACCAGAAGUCGAAGCGAAGCUACUCCUCGUCCGGAGGCACCACCGCCUCGUCGUACCAUCCUUACAGGCGCUAGGCCGUGACCCCGACCGCGUUCAUUGAAACACGUGACCACCGGUAAGACAAGCUAAAGUAACAAACUAUCAGUAACCACUUACAACACACAAUCUUUUGUAUGUUAAUUUACGUAAAGACUAGUUUCGUCCGACAAGAAACCGCGUGACGUUUUUCAUGGCGCGAGCUCAGCCGACCUCCGACGCAGCUCUGUACGCCUGGUACCAAGACGGCUGGUGAUCUUGUAAAAUAAUUCUUAUUGUAUUGUUUUUUUUUUCUACGAACGCGAAUCAUUGAGUUUGUAAAAUGUCUUUGUGGAAACCAGUUUAUAAGAAACCUUUCCGUUGGCGUUCUCGGGUUGCUAGUGGAUUGUGUGUAAAUAAUGAUAACAGGGUGAUUCGUUAUUAAAAUUGUCUUGACUAGUAGUAUGUAGAAGAUAAGACAUGUCUGCUUCAUAUAAUUAUGGCACUGAAGGUUACUUAUAAACUGAGUGCUGCUUUUAGGUUAGUAGAAUAGUUUUAGUUAACUUUUUGACGUUUUUCUGUAGUUACAUUUAGUAAUUCUCGGACCAGUGAAAAUUAGACCUUACUGUUGUUAAACAUUAAUGCUACUCUUCAUAUUGUACCUACAACAGAGCAAAUAUAAUUUUAAUAUAAAACUUACCCAUAUUUUGUAGGUAACACAAUUUUUCUAUACUUCUACUACAUAUUUCAAAUUGACUUGUAUUUUUCUAUUACUCUUUGCUAGUUUGAGCGUUGCAUAACAUAAACCAUGAUAUGAAUGGUUGUAAAUUGUUCUGUGAAGUCUAAAACGACAACUUAAAGUUGUAACUGCUAAAAUAUGUAUACUUUAGGUACUGACCUAUUCAAGUUACAAUGGUAGUUUACUUAUUGAUUAGGUAUAUAGACAAAUCAUGUUUAAAUUCCACCGUAAAGAAAUAAGAUGCAUUUACAUAGAUAGGAUAAAAUCUGAUUAGAAUGCCUUUCCAAAUAGAUGUUGCAUAAUGAACUUUUAUUUUUAAUUCAUACACAAUAGAGAACUGGAGAUUCUCGAAUAUGUUUGUGUGUUUUUAAACGUAAUGUUUCCAUGUAUCAUCUCAUAUUGAGAGUUCAUGUAACUGUAUCAAACAUACUUAUAUAGCACGGGCUGUGCCAGUGAUAUAUUUAUAUAUUUCCGUCUUGGCAGAGUACCUACCUUUUGUCAUGUUUCGUGUAACUUGUUUACUUGAAUAAAAAAGUAAAUAGAAAACUACUUUUAUUUAAAAUUCAAACGUUUUGAGGGGACUUCGGAAAGACUUGGGCGUAGAUCAUGAAACAAUAUACACAUAUUUUUAUAAAUAGCAUUUAUUUUUGAGUCUUUUUAAAAUUACAUUUAUAAAGCGGGCAGGAAGGCCAAUAAUGACAUCGCAUAAGAACAAUCGGAAUGGAUCAAAGUAUGUAUUAAAUGUAAUUUAAAAUUAAUAUUUAUACUUACCUACUUAUAAUAACAAUGUAACAUAUAAAAUAUAUUGUAAUGUAUAUUAUUAUAAUUUUAAAGAUGUUGAUUAUGGCUACAAGUUCGGACAAUAACAUGCAGUCAAAAGUAGGUCAAUAUUAAUAUUUUAGAAAUUAUUCUAGAUUUAAUUAUGCACCUAUUUUUAAUAAUUUAGGCACUAAAAUUUAAGAGGUUUAAUAAUUAGAUCAGGAAUUAAGUUAAAGCAGUUCUUUAUGUGGACCAUAGCGUUAAUCUACCGUUUAUUACCUCAAAUAGGUAUUCAUUUUUAUCUUUAUGUAUUAUUUUAAGUUAUAAAUUUCGUCUUAUAAUUUUUAUUUUUAACUGUCCUCGCAUUAGUUUGGCCUUUACGGAAAAUUCUUAUGUAUAAUACGUUAAAAUAAAUACUAUAAUGAUAAUAUCAA